AUGGCGCAAACGACAGGGAGAGUCGCUCAACCGGACGUAGAGAAAGUCGCCAUUCUCGGUUCGGAAUCUAUUAUUCUCGGAUUUCAUCUCACCGACUAUAUUCUGCGCGAUGUCUUGACCAACAUUCCCGCUUCCAAUUAUGUCCUCAUUACCGACUCCAACUUGGCACCCAUUUACUUGCCCACCUACGAAGAACGUUUCAACGCUAUCAGCAGCGAAAUUGCCGCCGAAAAGGGUCAGAAAGAACCUCGUCUGUUUGUUCGCGUUCUCGCUCCCGGCGAAACGUCAAAGUCCAGAAAGACAAAAGACGAUAUCGAGGAUUGGCUUCUUUCCAACGCCGUCACCCGCGAUACAUGUUUCUUGGCCAUGGGCGGUGGCGUGAUUGGUGAUCUCAUUGGAUUUGUGGCUGCUACAUUCAUGCGCGGUGUUCCUGUUGUCCAGAUCCCUACGACCCUGUUGGCAAUGGUCGAUUCUUCCAUUGGUGGAAAGACGGCCAUCGAUACACCCGCCGGAAAAAAUCUGAUCGGUGCAUUCUGGCAACCGAAGCGCAUUUUCAUGGAUCUCAACUUUUUACGCACUUUACCCGAACGCGAAUUCUCCAACGGCAUGGCGGAAGUCAUCAAGACCGCGGCUAUCUGGAAUGAAUCGGACUUUGUGAAACUUGAAAACGGGGUGGAAGCCAUACGACAUGCUGUGUUACAGGGCAAUGCUUCUGCUCUUGCAGGUGCUACUCUGGACACGCGAACGGAAGCGCAGUCCUUGCUUUUGGAUGUUAUUCUUGCCUCGGCUAAAGUCAAGGCGUACGUCGUGACGCAUGAUGAAAGAGAGGGAGGUUUACGUGGUUUGCUCAAUUUUGGUCACUCUAUCGGCCACGGUAUCGAAGCCAUCGUGUCACCCCUGAUGCUUCAUGGAGAAUGUGUUUCCAUCGGUAUGGUCAAGGAAGCCGAGUUGGCCAGAAAUCUCGGACAUUUGAACCAAGUUGCCGUGGGCCGCUUAGCAAGAUGUCUCAGCUCGUACGGCUUACCCAUCAGUUUGGAAGAAAAGAAGGUUAAAGACCGCAUUGGUGAUUUGCACUGUCAUGUGGAUGAUAUCAUGGACAUCAUGAAGGUCGAUAAAAAGAACCAGGGCGAUAAGAAGCGCAUCGUCAUGCUGGCUGCGAUUGGUAAAACCUUGGAACCGCGUGCAUCGGUGAUUGCGGAUGCGGCUAUUCACAAGGUGCUGGCACCCGAACAAUUGGUGUUGCCUGUCACCGAGGCGGCCAACCCCCCGAAAAAGGAAGUCGUGCUGACCACCCCUGGAUCGAAAUCUAUUUCUAACCGUGCAUUGCUCAUUGCUGCUUUGGGUAAAGGCACCACCCGCCUCACCAACCUUUUGCAUUCGGAUGAUACACAGUACAUGUUGGCGGCACUCCAAAGUCUCGGUGCUGCGGAUUUUGAGUGGGAAAACAACGGUGAAACCUUGGUCCUUCACGGCCGAGGCGGUCAACUCAGCGUUCCUGACAAAGAGAUUUACGUUGGCAAUGCCGGUACAGCGUCUCGUUUCCUUACCUCUGUGUUGACCCUUAUUGCUUCCGCCCCAGAGGGCAAGAAAGCCGUCCUCACCGGCAACGCUCGUAUGAAGCAGCGCCCUAUUGCUCCUCUUCUCACGGCUCUCAAAGCCACGGGUGCCAUUAUCGAAUCUAUUGAAAAGGAGGGUUUCUUACCUGUGGCCGUCACUCCCAACGGUGGAUUCAAGGGCGGUCGUAUCGAAUUGGCGGCUUCCAUUUCGUCCCAAUAUGUUUCCUCGAUCUUGCUUUGCGCGCCCUAUGCCAACGAGCCUGUGGAGUUAGUCUUAACCGGGGGUCAAGUCAUUUCCCAGCCUUACAUCGACAUGACGAUUGCCAUGAUGAAAGACUUUGGCAUUGACGUCGAACGUUUGCCCAACAAUACUUACAAGGUGCAAAAGGGCGUCUACCAGAAUCCUGAGGCGUAUGCCGUUGAAUCCGACGCCAGCUCAGCUACCUAUCCUUUGGCCGUCGCUGCCAUCACCGGCCGCACAUGCACCGUCACCAAUAUCGGUACCAAAUCGUUGCAAGGUGAUGCCACCUUUGCCAUCAAUGUGUUGCGGCCUAUGGGUUGCCAGGUCGAACAAACUGAAACUUCCACCACCGUGACUGGUCCUCCCAUUGGUCAACUUCGUCCUCUUCCCAGCGUCGAUAUGGAAACCAUGACGGAUGCAUUCCUUACAGCGACCGUUUUGGCCGCUGUCACUUCCGAUCCAAAGGGUGAAAACAUUACUCGUAUUACCGGUAUUGCCAACCAGCGCGUCAAGGAAUGCAAUCGUAUUGCUGCCAUGGUCCACGAACUUACGAAAAUGGGGGUCACUGCUUCGGAAUUGCCGGAUGGUAUCCAGAUUCACGGAAAACCUAUCAAGGACAUCAAAGCCCCUGCCGAAGGUAUUUUCUGCUACGACGAUCACCGCGUCGCCAUGGCGUUCUCUGUAUUGGCUACGGUGGUUCCCAAGGGUACCAUUAUCCAAGAAAAGAAGUGUGUCGAAAAGACCUGGCCCAACUGGUGGGACGACUUGGAAGGCAAACUUGGUGUUCGCUUAAGCGGUGUUGAUCAGGGUGCUCGUUUAUCUCAGGCGGAACGUAAGCAUUUGGGUAAGAUGCGCAAGUCCAACAGUCCCAAAAUGGAUCACACCAAAUCCAUCGUUAUCAUUGGCAUGCGCGGCGUUGGUAAAACGACACUUGGACAGUAUGCUGCUGAAACUUUGGGCUUCAAGUUUGUGGAUGUCGAUCACUAUUUUGAAAAGACGCUCAACACGACGAUCCCUGAAUUCAUCAACACUUGGGGCUGGGAACAAUUCCGUGUCAAGGAAACCGAAGCUUUACAAAAGAUCUUGGCCAAGGAUUCAGAAUACGCACGUGAAUACGUCAUUUCCUGCGGUGGUGGCAUCGUUGAGACAUCCGAAUCUCGUGCGGUGUUGAAGGAACAUGUGCGUCAGGGCGGCAAGGUGCUUCAUCUGGUGCGCGAUUUGGACCAUGUGGUGAAAUAUCUCAACAAGGAUACCACUCGACCCAUGUUUGGUGAAGACAUGAUGACGAUUUGGAAGCGACGACGCACCUGGUACCGUGAAGUGUGCAAUUACGAGUUCGUGGCAUACGCCGAUUCCAUUGUUGAGGAUGGAUGGGUGACACCCACGGAAUGGCAAGCGAUCAAAAAGGAUCUUCAGCGGUUCCUUUUGUUCAUUACUGGCCGAGAUACGAAUCACGUGGAUUUGACGCCAGGUCGUGUGGGUGUUCCCACUACAUUUGUGUCGCUGACGAUGAAGGAUUUACGUACGACGGUGGACAAGCUGAGAGAAAUUUGUGAAGGAGCUGAUGCAGUAGAAUUGCGAGUGGAUCUGUUACAGCAACCAGAGGAGGAUGGAAAGGAAGUCGAAUGCCAAAUGUAUCUGGAAUACAUUGCAGAGCAAGUGGCUAUUCUUAGACGCCAUGUAUCGUUACCUAUUAUUUUCACGGUGCGCAGCAAAGGACAAGCGGGGGCUUUUGCUGACAACGACGAGCAAGGCAUGUUCGAUCUCCUUCGCUGGGGUCAACGCUGGGGUUGCGAAUACGUCGACGUGGAAGUAUGCUGGUCAUCCGCCGCCAUCGAGUCGCUCAUUCGCGAUAAGGGCAACAGCCUGAUCAUCUCAUCGUGGCACGAUGUCCCUCAACAGACACCGUGGGGUUCCAAGGAAUUGGAAAUUAAAUACCAGUUGGCGGACAAAUAUGGUGAUAUCAUCAAACUGGUUGGCGUGGCUACGAACCUGCAGCAUAACAUUGCGUUGGAAGAGUUCCGGGAAACGAAAAAAGCAGGCAAGCAUUUGAUCGCUAUCAAUAUGGGUGCCGCUGGUCAACUUUCUCGUGUCAUCAACGAAUGCCUCACCCCCAUCACUCAUCCAUCUUUACCGGCCAAGGCUGCUCCUGGUCAACUGUCCCUUGCUGAGAUUAACCAAGCACGACAUCUUCUUGGUCUCCUGGAUGCCAAGAAAUACUGGCUUAUUGGUACACCUAUUCAGCAUUCCAUGUCGCCUACCAUCCACAAUACCGGUUUCGACACCUUGGGAUUACCUCACCGCUAUAAUUUGUUGGAAUGCCACAUGGUCGAAUAUGCCGAAGAGACUCUGAAGAGUCCCAACUUUGGUGGCGCUUCCGUCACGAUUCCCCACAAGAUUGCCGUGAUGAAAUAUCUGGACGAUAUUAGCGAGAGCGUCAAGAUGAUUGGUGCUGUGAAUACCGUCUGUGUGCGAUAUGUGGACGUGAAUGGCAAGAUGGAACGACGUCUCUUUGGCGACAACACCGACUACUUGGGCAUCAAGCGUCGGGUGCAACCUUUGAUGCUGGAUCCCAGUAACCCACCGGAGCAGGGUCUUGUCAUUGGCAGUGGUGGCACCGCGCGUGCUGGCUUGUACGCACUCCACCAGAUGGGUAUCAAGGAAAUCUUCUUGUGGAACCGUACUGCAAGCAAGGCGCACGAAUUGAAGAAGGCAUUUGCAUCUCUUUGUGACAUCACGGUGAUCGAUUCCUUGGAGGCUGAUAUUGAGCCUGGCGUGAUCGUCUCCACGGUUCCUGCUGACAGCGGUAUUGAGCUUCCUGAGCAUCUGUAUGGUGGUAUCAAGGGUAUCAUUUGCGACAUGGCCUACAAACCUCGUCGUACCAAGUUGUUACAGCAAGCAGAACGUAAGGGCUGGUCGUGCGUAGAAGGUAUUGAAGUAUUGAUUGAGCAAGGAUUGGCCCAGUUUGAAAUCUGGACCGGCAAGCGCGCCCCUGCUGAUAAGAUCGAAGCUGAAGUAUUGAAGAGAUAUGAACUAUAA
Messenger RNA from Radiomyces spectabilis, 4836 nucleotides. RefSeq names its product EPSP synthase-domain-containing protein. Gene Ontology annotation, cellular component: cytoplasm. The coding region runs from base 1 to 4836 and encodes 1611 amino acids. The record is from RefSeq and is a predicted model, not a curated record. Gene Ontology annotation, molecular function: 3-dehydroquinate dehydratase activity; shikimate 3-dehydrogenase (NADP+) activity; 3-dehydroquinate synthase activity. The transcript is spliced from 3 exons. Lineage: Eukaryota; Fungi; Mucoromycota; Mucoromycetes; Mucorales; Radiomycetaceae. Gene Ontology annotation, biological process: aromatic amino acid biosynthetic process; chorismate biosynthetic process.